AUGAACGUCGAUCUCGACGAUGACUUCGAAAUGAAUCCAUCGAAACUAACGUGUCCUGGUGAACCACUGACAUCCUCUCAGGCAUUCAUGCGUGGCCACGGAACGUAUGUGGAAGAUGAUGAAGUGAUCGCGUCAGUGGCUGGUGUCGUUGAACGCGUCAACAAGCUAGUAACGGUACGUGCGAUGCGGACGAGGUAUAAUCCCGAGGUCGGAGACCUCGUCGUGGGCCGCAUCAGCGAGGUCCAGCCAAAACGAUGGAAGGUUGAUGCUAACUCGCGCCAAGACGCUGUCUUGAUGCUGUCUUCCGUGAACUUACCUGGUGGACGGCGAAAGCUAGAAAGCGACGAAUUGCAAAUGCGCAACUUUUUCGAAGAGGGUGAUUUACUUGUCGCGGAAGUGCAAGCUUUCUUUUCCGACGGGGCGAUGUCCCUCCACACCCGAUCACUCAAGUACGGCAAGCUGCGAAACGGCCAAUUGGUCACUAUUCCGCCUGUGCUUGUCCGCCGCCUCAAAUCCCACUUUGUCACCCUUCCCUGUGAUGUUGACCUGAUCCUCGGUCUCAACGGUUAUAUCUGGGUGAGCAAGCACGUCAAAGUGACUGAACAAGAAGGCGAGGAAGGAUUCGAUACGGAAGCUGUGUAUUCGAAUCGAAAUGAUGAAAUCGACAACGCGACCAGGAUCGCUAUAUCCCGUGUGACGAACAUCAUUCGAGUUUUGGCAAAUCACUCUGUGCCAUUGACAGAUACGGUUCUCUUGGAAGCCUACGAGUGGGCAGUCGAACAUGACCUUAGUGUCAAGGAUUUACUCCAAGAGGAUGUUGGUGACUCCCUUGUUUCAAGUGUAAUCUACAGAUAA
Molecule: messenger RNA, 855 nt
Organism: Heterobasidion irregulare TC 32-1
Lineage: Eukaryota; Fungi; Basidiomycota; Agaricomycetes; Russulales; Bondarzewiaceae
Exons: 7
Coding region: 1-855 (284 amino acids)
Biological process (GO): U4 snRNA 3'-end processing; nuclear polyadenylation-dependent rRNA catabolic process; TRAMP-dependent tRNA surveillance pathway
Cellular component (GO): nuclear exosome (RNase complex); cytoplasmic exosome (RNase complex)
Molecular function (GO): RNA binding
Source: RefSeq, a predicted model, not a curated record